Molecule: messenger RNA, 987 nt
Organism: Pedinophyceae sp. YPF-701
Lineage: Eukaryota; Viridiplantae; Chlorophyta; Pedinophyceae
Source: the annotation of a GenBank genome assembly
AUGUCGAACCCGUUCAAGCCUGGCACAGGAGGCCUCUACGAUGAGGAUCCAGGCCAGGGAGCGCCUCCGUCCGGUGCCUGGGGCGGAGCGCCCUCCGUCCCGCCAGCGGCCCUCGAGGGACAGAUCGCGCGGCCUCCGCCCCCGCCGCCCAAGAAGAAGGGCCUGUUCUCGCGCGGGGCACAGGACCCGCCCCCGCAGCCCCCCGUGGCGUCCGCGCCGCCCCCCGGCAUGGACCGCGAGCAGUACCUGGCGCAGCGCGAGCAGCAGCUGAACCAGCGGGAGGCGGAGCUGGCGCGGCGCGAGCAGGAGAUGCGUUCGUCGGGCUUCAAGAAGAACAACUGGCCGCUGUUCUGCCCCAUCAUCCGCCACAACAUCAAGGAGGACAUCCCCGAGGACUGCCGCCGCGUCGUGCGCCUCGGGUACCUGACGUACCUGGCGACGGUCGUCAUGUGCGUGUACCAGUUCGUGGCGGUGUCGUGCGCGUUCGCGACCGAGGGCGGCGACGUGAUCGACGACUGGUUCCUGUCCCUGAUCGUCGGCGGCUUCACCAUCCCGCUGUCGCUGCUGCUGUGGUACAUUCGCCUGUACAACGCGUGCCUGAAGGGGUCCUCGCUGACCUUCAUCGUCUUCUUCGUCUUCUACUUCGUGCACAUCGUGUUCUGCGUCGUCAUGGCCAUCGCCCCGCCCAUCCGCGGCGACGGCUUCUUCAUGACGGGCUUCCUCUCCGCCAUCAAGCUCCUCGACCGGGACGACGACAAGUGGGUCGGCGCCAUCUACAUCAUCGGGGCCGCCCUCUGGUCGGGUCUCACCGCGGGCUGCGUGCUCGUGAUGGGCAUGGCGAACUCGACGUUCCGCGGUGCCGGCGGGACCGCGGCGGCGCGGCGGGAGGCCAACGCGCGCGCGGCGCGGGGCGCUGCGGACUACUACGCCAACAGCCAGGUGCAGAUGCAGCCCACGGGCGGGGGCGGCGCCGCGAACUACGCGUAG